Messenger RNA from Acanthoscelides obtectus, 2572 nucleotides. The record is from the annotation of a GenBank genome assembly. NCBI's taxonomy places the organism in Eukaryota, Metazoa, Arthropoda, Insecta, Coleoptera, Chrysomelidae.
AAGCAGAUUUGGUUUCCUGACAGUGGUGUUCUGUUGUGUCAUUUCCAUGUUUUAACAAAAAAUGUAAUGAAAAAGAAGGGCAAAAGGUUCAGAAAGUGUGAAAAAGGAACAAAAUGUCUGAGGACAAGUGGUUUAGAGUACAACACUUAUUGAGAUAACUAUGGACUCUGACGGAGAAAGCAAAGACCGCAUCAGGGACAGGUCCAGGGACCGUCAGCGACGUGACCGUGACCGCGAUCGCGGAAGCCGCUUCUCUGACAAGGUCCGUGACCGCAGCAACGACCGCGGAGGAAGAGGGGAACCACGCAGCAUGAAAUCAUCCUCCAACAGAGUAUUCGUCUCCAACAUACCCUACGAGUACAGAUGGCAAGACAUGAAGGACCUCUUUAGGCAGGAGGUCGGCGAGGUGCAGUUUGUCGAGCUGUUCGUCGACGAGAAUGACAAGCCAAAAGGGAGCGGCAUCGUCGAAUUUGCAGAUGCUGCUUCUGUCAAAAAGUGUUUGGAUCUCAUGCAAAGGUAUGAAGUAAAAGGGCGCAAGCUGGUGAUAAAAGAAGACACAGGGAAUAUGCGAGACAAGCAUGGCAACCUAAGUUCCAGAAGGGGUAGGGAAGACAGGUACCGUGAUGACCACAGAGAUAUUGGCAUGAGGGGCCCAUCAGAUGAGGGAAAAUAUGGCAACACAUAUGGCCUUAGCCCUCAGUUCCUCGAGUCUUUGCACAUUGACUGUCCAUUGAGCAAUCGUGUGUUUGUUGCUAAUUUGGAAUAUAAUGUCGAUAAAAAGAAGCUGAAGGAAAUAUUCCGUCUUGCUGGUCGCGUGAUUCGAGUCGAUAUGCCAUUGGACAAGGACGGUCGCAGCAGAGGUUUCGCAGUGGUCGAGUUCGAUCAUCCGGUGGAGGCCGUACAGGCCAUCUCGAUGUUCCACAAUCAGGUGUUGUACGAUCGCACGAUGGCGGUGCGCAUCGAUAGAGUCAACGAUACCAUGAAACUGCCCGAGGGUCUCAAGUCGAUCGGUAUGGGGCUAGGUCCGAACGGCGAACCGCUCAAAAACGUCGCCCAUAAUUUGCCCUCGUUGAAUAACUCAUCGGGGCAAGUGGGCGGCGCCGGGCUGUUAGGGGCCGUGCCUAACAGUCCCUUGCAGCUGGCUAACGCCCUCUCAGGUAUUGGCGGUGUUGGCCUAGGAAAUAUGACCAAUGCCCAAAUGCUCCAAGCUGCAAAUUUGGGUCUGCUUGGAAAUGGCUUAGGCAGUGAUCUGUCCUCAUUGAGUGGAGGUGGACCACAGUCACUUGGAUAUGGAGGUGUAUCGAGAUCAAAUGCAGAUAUGGGUGGUGCCGGGUUUGGAAGAGGAUUAGGUAAUGGAGCUACACCAUCAGCAAUGGAAACCGCUUAUCCAAACCUGUCUUCAUAUGGUUCCGCAGGCAGAGGAUUUUCACAGUCCGCUGGUGCAGGAUCUUUUGGAGGAGCCUUUGGUGGAUCGGAUAGGCUAGGUUUCCAUAGCAACAGUUUGGGAGGUGGUAGCGAUUCAGAAACGAAGAGCUUUUCAAGAAAAGUGUUGGUUUCAAAUCUCCCGCCUUCUGCAAGUUUCAAAAUGCUUCAUGAGAAGUUCCGAGAGUUUGGCGAGAUUAAAGGAUUGGACGAGAGGGGCCAGGGAAGCAUUCUGAUAACAUAUGGUUCUGACUGGCAGGCCGAAAGGGCGAUCAAAAACUUGGAUAAAGCCCGAAUUGAUGGAAGAAUGAUCGACGCAAGGCUCUUCUUUUAAAUAUAUCUACUUUUAGGAGUACAUUCAUCAUUUUGGAGUCGAUGUUUUAUUUUUUGACUAGCGUGCAUUUAUUUGUAAUUUGUUUCGUGAAACCUUGUAAUGCAAUGAAAUGUAGUAGAGCUUACAAUUUUCUUGUUCAGUAUCAUUCAUGGUGGUGUUAACAGUAAACAGCUGGAAGUAGAGAUUUUUGUAAGAAUAUACUUGUUUUUUUAUUAGGGAAAUUGUCGACUAAAAUCUUAUUCCAAAUGGUGUAUUCCUUUUUAUUCCAAUUAUUUCAUAGGUUUUUUUGACUAUCGGAAAUUAUGGAAAAUAAAACUUAAAUAUACAAGGUGUCCGCAAAGUUGGGGUUUUCCUUUUCAGAAACAACUACCCUUGAAAUAACAAAGGUAAUGUGUAGUGAAACGAGGGCGACCAAGUAAAAAAAAUAAAGGAAAAGUAUGACCAUCGUGCGGAAACUACAUUGAUUGUCUUACACUUAAUGGCACAUCUUCUAACAAGGAAGGCAAAAUGUUGCGUAAAAAGUCUAGGUAUUGCAUCCCGUCCAAUCGAUUUGGGAGAAUAAAUGGUCCAAUGAGCAUACCGUUCACCAUGCCGGCCCAAACAUUCACCGAAAAUGUGCCCGACGGACAGCGUACGGAUUUUCUACUGACCAAACAUGAGUGUUGCGAAAGUUAUUCACCCCAUUAGUUUUUGAUACUUGCACUUCUCUAGCCACGUCUCUAGUGCUUGUUGUUUUUUGAAACGCAAUCGAAUAUACGGGUUCGUUUACCUCUACACGCGUGACCGUAACCGUCGGUUGAAGGUUGCAUACUGACC